This is a messenger RNA of Gekko japonicus, 1098 nucleotides long. RefSeq names its product yippee like 3 (gene YPEL3). Lineage: Eukaryota; Metazoa; Chordata; Lepidosauria; Squamata; Gekkonidae. The record is from RefSeq and is a predicted model, not a curated record. Bases 268 to 627 code for a protein of 119 amino acids. The transcript has 5 exons.
UGGUUUGUAAACAAGAGGAAGUCUAGACUUCCAGCUGGCGCUUUUCGGGGGGCCUGCAGGUCUCUCCGCAGGGUGCCUCCCCUCUCACAAAGCUGCCCAAAUACCCUCUCAAGGAAAGGUACCUGUGCAUCGGGAGGGCUAAGAGGCUUCAUCAAAAGAAGGAGGUUCUUCUGCAUUUCUCUCUUGCCAGGCUUCCCCCGUCGGAGGACUGCACAUUUCUGCACAACUCUCCUGCAGCUUCUCUCUCCAUUUUAUGACCACACGACAAUGGUGAGGCUGUCCAAACCCAAAACUUUCCAAGCCUAUCUGGACAACUGCCACCGACGCUACAGCUGUGUGCAUUGCCGGGCACACCUGGCCAACCACGACGACCUUAUCUCCAAGUCUUUCCAAGGGAGCCAAGGCCGGGCGUAUUUAUUCAACUCUGUAGUAAAUGUUGGAUGUGGGCCAGCCGAAGAACGGGUCCUGCUGACAGGUCUACACGCUGUGGCCGAUAUCUACUGUGAAAACUGCAAAACCACACUUGGAUGGAAAUAUGAGCAAGCCUUCGAGACCAGUCAGAAAUACAAGGAGGGGAAAUAUAUCAUUGAACUCAACCACAUGAUCAAGGAUAAUGGCUGGGACUGAAAAGAGAGGGACAGCGGAAAGAAGCAGGAUCUCGCCACCUUUGGCUAAUGACAUGUAGUCGGUGGAGCCUGAGAAAUGACAAUUUCCACAAAACUUGCCUCUGCCUUCCCAGCCGAUGGGCUGCCACCCAAAUCACUUCUGGAUGCCUCUGAGUUGUGAAGGAGGAGGCGGAGCUUCUGCUGGGAGGCCACACCCAUGGCUCAGAUAUGAUGCCCUCACGUGGCAAAAGGAGGCAGUGCACAAGGAGACACCUAGGCCAGGGUCAGUGUGCAAGCAGGGUUUGGGAGGGGGAGGGGAGGAGUGUGUGUGUGUGGGGGGGGUUAUUGUACAGAGUGUGUAUUCAAAAAUUACGACAGCAAUUGUAUAGUGGAAAGCAGGGUUUGGGAGGGGGAGGGGAGGAGUGUGUGUGUGUGGGGGGGGUUAUUGUACAGAGUGUGUAUUCAAAAAUUACGACGGCAAUUGUAUAGUGGA